Molecule: messenger RNA, 5562 nt
Organism: Erinaceus europaeus (western European hedgehog)
Lineage: Eukaryota; Metazoa; Chordata; Mammalia; Eulipotyphla; Erinaceidae
Gene: SH3PXD2B
Product: SH3 and PX domains 2B
Exons: 13
Coding region: 162-2801 (879 amino acids)
Biological process (GO): superoxide anion generation
Molecular function (GO): protein binding; phosphatidylinositol binding; superoxide-generating NADPH oxidase activator activity
Source: RefSeq, a predicted model, not a curated record
GGCCUGCGCUGGCGGCGGCUCGGGCUAGGCGGGAGGGCGUGCGGGCGUGCGGAGCGGAGGGCGGCGGCGGCGGCGGCUAGUUCUCGGCGCGGUCGGCGAUCGCGCUCUGCCCCGGCUGCCCGCCGCUCCCCGCACCCGCUCGGCCCCGCAGAGCAGCGGCCAUGUCGCCGCGGCGCAGCAUCGUGGAGGUGAAGGUGCUGGACGUGCAGAAGCGGCGGGUGCCCAACAAGCAUUAUGUCUACAUCAUCCGGGUCACGUGGUCCAGCGGCUCCACUGAGGCCAUCUACCGGCGCUACAGCAAGUUCUUUGACCUUCAGAUGCAGAUGUUGGACAAGUUCCCCAUGGAAGGGGGGCAGAAGGACCCCAAGCAGCGGAUCAUCCCCUUCCUGCCAGGGAAAAUCCUCUUCCGGAGAAGCCACAUCCGGGACGUGGCCGUGAAACGCCUGAUUCCCAUCGAUGAGUACUGCAAGGCCCUGAUCCAGCUGCCCCCCUACAUCUCCCAGUGUGAUGAGGUGCUGCAGUUCUUUGAGACGCGGCCCGAGGACCUGAACCCCCCCAAAGAGGAGCAUGUUGGGAAGAAGAAAUCAGGGGGUGACUCGGCGGCAGCGGACGGCCUGGUGCUGGAGCAGUACGUGGUAGUGGCGGCCUACCAGAAGCAGGAGAGCUCGGAGAUCAGCCUCAGCGUGGGCCAGGUGGUGGACAUCAUCGAGAAGAACGAGUCAGGUUGGUGGUUCGUGAGCACGGCGGAGGAGCAGGGCUGGGUCCCCGCCACCUGCCUGGAAGGCCAGGAUGGAGCACAGGACGAGUUUCCCCUGCAGCCUGAAGAAGAGGAGAAGUACACUGUCAUCUACCCCUACACGGCCCGAGACCAGGAUGAGAUGAACCUGGAGAGGGGCGCGCUGGUGGAGGUCACCCAGAAGAACCUGGAAGGCUGGUGGAAGAUCAGGCACCAGGGCAGAGAGGGCUGGGCCCCAGCCUCCUACCUGAAGAAGAGCAGCGGAGAGCCGCUUCCCCCGAAGCUGGGCCCCGGCUCACCCUCCCACUCGGAGCUGGACGGGGCGUCUCGACCACAGGGUGCGGCGGGCAGGGACCGGGAGCCACAGGCCCCCCACCAGCGGGACGGCCGCUUCGAGGCCUGCCCGGCACCCGACGGUGACACCAAACAGCGGUCUCCCAAGAUGAGACAGAGACCCCCUCCACGCCGGGACAUGACGAUACCUCGAGGCCUGGACCUGCCGAAGCCCCCAGUACCGCCGCAGGUGGAGGAGGAGUACUACACCAUCGCUGAGUUCCAGACCACCAUCCCCGACGGCAUCAGCUUCCAGGCCGGCCUGAAGGUUGAGGUUAUCGAGAAGAACCUGAGCGGCUGGUGGUACAUCCAGAUUGAAGAGAAGGAGGGCUGGGCCCCAGCCACGUUCAUCGACAAGUACAAGAAGACCAGCAACGCCUCCAGGCCUAACUUCCUAGCGCCCCUGCCCGGAGAGGGGAGCCAGCUCUGGCCAGGGGACGCCUCGGCUAUGAACGGCGCCGGAGGGGAGGCCCCUGGCCCCUCCCGGCCCCUGCCUGACGCCCCCCACGGGGCCUCAGACCCCAGCACAGCCUGGGCCAAGGACUGGAAGGCUGCCAGCAAGGAGGUUCCCAGGAAGGGGCUGGAUGUGCCCUCGUAUGCCGGCUAUGAGAUCUCAGACCCGGACCUGGAGGAGAAACCCAGCCUCCCUCCCAGGAAGGAGUCCAUCAUCAAGUCGGAGGGCGAGCUGCAGAGGCUGGAGCAGCUCCGGGGCACCUCCCCCAAGCUGCCCGCGAUGAUUGUGCCCCUGACGCCCGCCAGGCACGCCCCCUCUGUCCGAGAUGCCCGGGGACGCCCCGAGCCCAGGCCCGACAAGGCCAAGAUGUUCCCCCUCAAGAACGAGAUGGGACUGGAAUGUGGCCACAAGGUCCUGGCCAUGGAGGUGAAGAAACCCCACCUGAGGCCCGUGCCCAAGGCCAAGGCCGAGCCCCCAGAUGAGAAGCUGGAGGCCGCACCCCAAAACCCCUUCUUGAAGUCCAGGCCUCAGGUCAGGCCCAAGCCGGCUGCCUCCCCCAGGACAGAGCCUCCGCAGGCCGAGGACCCCCUGGACAUCUGGGGCGUCCGGAGCAGGCUGCGGCCUGCCAGGGCUCAGGAGAAGACCUUGGUGGACGGGGAGAGCGGCCCCCAGCCCAGCGGGAGUCGGGGGCUCCCCUCUGCGGAGGGGCCGGUACACCUCCAGGAUGGGCCGGGCCCCAGGGAGCUGCCCUGCAGAGCGCCCCCCAGGCCCACCAAGUCCACGGACGCCGCAUUUAGGCCCCUGCCAAGCCCACCACCAGAGGCCUCCCAGCAGCGACCCGUGGUGCCUCCCCGACGCCCACCGCCCCCCAAGAAGACCACCUCCUCAUCCACCAGGCCCCUCCCCGAUAUCUGGGGCCCAUCGCGUGAGGUCAACGACGGCAAGGCCACUCCAGGCCCCAACCGGGCCCUGCUGGUGCCCCCCAAGGCAAACCCUUUCCUCCCCAAUUGCUCAGGGGGUCCCGAGGGCAGAGGGGGCCCCGGGCCAUGGAAGCCAGGUGAGAGCCGAGAGAAGGUGGCCACUGAUGGACUGAGGGACUGUGUGUACGUGGCUGUGGCCAGCUUCCAGGGUGAUGGGGACUCCAGCAGCUUCCAGGAGGGCACCGAGUUUGAGGUCCGUGAGAAGAACAGCAACGGCUGGUGGUUCUGUCAGGUGCUAAGCGGGGCGCCCUCCUGGGAAGGCUGGGUCCCCUCCAACUAUCUCCGCAAGAAGCCCUAGCCGCCCCCCGUCCACCCACCUGCCCGAGGCCUGCUCUCCUGCCCCCAUAUUUAACAUGCCUCUUAAUUUAUCGGUCUCCACCCGCGGCUGAUGGAAGAUUCUGGAAUCCCAUGGCUUCCUCCCCCACCCUGGACGGUGGACAGUGGCCCCACAUGCACGGUCCUGGCCACUUCUCCAUGUGGGCACCCUGCCUUAAGGCCACUGGCAUGGCCACCCAGCUUCCCAGCCACCCAACAAGGGGACUUGGGCCCCCUGGCCUGGUGAGCAGCAGAGAGGAAGGACCUCUGGCUGGACUUGAGGGGACACUGCAGAAGGUCACAGGCCCCCCCCCCCAUCCAGCCCACAGAUCCCAGAUGUGGCCACGCAGGGGCCUGGGGUCCCCUCAGCCGACCCGCCUGCCAUCUAUGUCAGGGUCCCAAUGCUCUAAAGAGAUGAUCUGGAGCCCCCAGCAAAUCUCAGUUUCCUGCUGGGGUCCCACCUAAACCCCUAGGUCUGCCUCCCUUGUGAUGUCACCACCCUUAUAGAUGUGGAAUCUGGGCUCCCCCGGCCCCAGGAGCUAAGAAGAGGGGACCUGGGGUACUGGGUGCUUGUGUACUUCCCCUGUGAGCCAGUCCAGGCUGGGGUGAGGGAGCUGGGCAGGUGUCCCCACCAGCUGGUGCCACCCAUCAAGAGGACUCAUAUGUGCAGUCUUGGGGCCCUGCUGGCUCAGGCCAGCAGCUGGGCUCACCCGGGCACCCCAGAGCAAGGCUGCCACUCACACUGAGGCUGUCGAGACAGCAGCUCGACUCUGCACCCCAAUGCCCAGGGCUGAGGGGGGAGCCUCAGCCCUGAGCCUCUGGUGUUAUAUACAUCCUCUGUCCUCUGGAGCCUCAGGCCAGCUUUCUGGGGUGCACCCUGCCGCCCUCCACCCACGGUGCCAAAGAUCAGUGCUCAGACCACCCUCUCCCGUCCCCCACACAUACACACAUGUAGAGCCCAGGGCUCCCACAUUGCCACAGAGGGGCGACAUGGCCCUUCCUCAGCUGCUGCACCCCCGCCCUGCGUCCUGGAGGGGCAGGGGCAUAAGGUACUUCUUGCAGGUGUCCCCAAACCCCUGGGCCCUCUGCUCAGAACCUGGGCGGGGGUGGAGGAGGGCAGGCCCUCCCGACACACCUUCCGGAGUCUAAUCUGCUUUGGCUUAAACAGCUUUAGCGGAAGCUGGGUUUGACGGCACCACAAAGCUCAGUCUCCCCUCCCCCAGCCUGAUUCCUACUGCUGUUGGUGCCGGUGUUUCAUGAGCACCUACUGCGUGCUAGUAGGGUGGGGUGCAGUGGCCCGACCCUGAGGACUGACUCGGAGACUUGGGUGGGGUCUCCUCGGCUAGGAAAGGACUCGCCUUUGCUUUAUUAUUUUUAUUACUAUUAUCACGGUUAUUGUUCCGAUGGGAACCUUACGUUCCAGGGACUCCUUGCCUCCUACCAGCAAGCUGGGCACAGCACCGGGAGUGGCUUCCCUCCUCCUCGUUCUGGCCUGCCCUGGAUAGAGGGCGACACCCCUGGGACUAUGGCCACACUGUCAUAGGAACUGGGGGCAGGGGGGCAUGCAGCCACCCUCCCCUCGAGGCUCUGGCCUGGGAAUAGUCGGAUGUAGAGGGGAUUAGGGGUCCCCGUUCCACCUCCAGGUGUUUAACACAGCCCCUCCCCAGGUCCCACCCCUGCCCGACCUGAGGGUCAGGGGUGGCAUCAUAUGACUUUGUCUAAAGGGUAACCUGGCUGCUGAGGCUGGAGUCUGCCUCUCCCCUGCCCCCUCCACCUGUGGCUUUGGGUAAAAGGCUCUUCUGGGGAGGUGGGCCAUCCUAUCUCCCAGCUGAGAGCUGUACCCCCAGUAUCCAGGAGGGCCGGUUAGGUUGGAGCAGUUUUGUACACACACACACACUGCCCCUUUCUUACGGUUUCGAGACCUGGUGUGAGGGAACAGAAGCAGCUUCACCGCAGGGCAGGUGCCUGACGACGUCAGAGAAAGGAGUUCAGGCCACCCCUGGACAGAUGGAACCCAGCACUGAGGGGCCAGAGAAAAGAUGCCUCUAGGUGGUGGGUCCCCCUGCCAGUAAGCCAGGCUCCCCGCACCCACAGCCAUACCAGCCCACAAACCAAAGAUUCCUGGUGCCUGGCUGUGAGUGAGCUGGGGGUGGGUGCCCUCGGUCCCCUGGACAGACUGCCACACCCCUGGGGGGGGGUCCCAGGCAGAAGUGGGGUAGGGGGAGAUGCAGAGUCCCAGCCUGGGGCAUCAUUAGCCUGCUCAGGGACCCACUGGGUGGGAGGGGCAGGUCUGGCUCCUGGUGCUACCCCACCGUGCCCACCACCAACUGCCUUCACUGGGCUCACCCAGCAGGGGUGCCACCCUUAGGACCUGAACUGUCCCAGCAUCUGCCCCUCCAUGCUCAUGGGUUGAUCCCUCUUGCAAGGCCAUGAGAAGCAGGGGGGCCCCACCCCCAGCUCCAGUUCACCCCCUGCCUCGGCCACCUACACCCCAGCUGAAGCACUCGCACCCCCUCUGCCGCCAGACACGAAGCCCUCUUACUGCUCUCCCCACAAACACGCUCUGGGGGUGUCCCUCAUUUCCCUUUAUCCCACCCCCCCAUAGUAAGGAUGCCCCCCCAUAGUGAGGGGGCGUGGCAGUUAGCCGUAGCAUGUGUAGACUGUAGACUUAACUGUUAGAAUUUUUUUCUUUUUUAAUAAAAAAAAAAAAAUGCUUGACUGGUUUCAAGCAUCCUGGUGACAAA